Aspergillus brunneoviolaceus CBS 621.78 is the source of this 1242-nucleotide messenger RNA. Its product is annotated as NADP-dependent isocitrate dehydrogenase. Gene Ontology annotation, biological process: isocitrate metabolic process. The record is from RefSeq and is a predicted model, not a curated record. NCBI's taxonomy places the organism in Eukaryota, Fungi, Ascomycota, Eurotiomycetes, Eurotiales, Aspergillaceae. The coding region runs from base 1 to 1242 and encodes 413 amino acids. Gene Ontology annotation, cellular component: mitochondrion. Gene Ontology annotation, molecular function: NAD binding; magnesium ion binding; isocitrate dehydrogenase (NADP+) activity. The transcript has 8 exons.
AUGGCUACCGAAUUCACCAAGAUCAAGGUCAAGAACCCCGUCGUGGAGCUCGACGGUGAUGAGAUGACCCGUAUCAUCUGGAAGGAGAUCAGAGAGAAGUUGAUCCUGCCUUACCUCGAUAUCGACCUCAAGUACUACGAUCUUGGUCUUGAGUACCGUGAUCAGACCGACGACAAGGUCACCGUCGAGGCCGCUGAGGCCAUCAAGAAGUAUGGUGUCGGUGUCAAGUGCGCCACCAUCACUCCCGAUGAGGCCCGUGUUGAGGAGUUCAAGCUGAAGAAGAUGUGGCUGUCCCCCAACGGCACCAUCCGUAACAUCCUCGGCGGUACCGUCUUCCGUGAGCCCAUCAUCAUCCCCGCCAUCCCCCGUCUUGUCCCCGGAUGGACCAAGCCCAUCAUCAUUGGCCGCCACGCUUUCGGUGACCAGUACCGUGCCACCGACCGCGUCAUCCCCGGCCCCGGAAAGCUCGAGCUCGUCUACACCCCUGCCGGCGGUGAGGCUGAGACCAUCAAUGUCUACGACUUCCAGGGUGGUGGCAUUGCCCAGACUCAGUACAACACUGAUGAGUCCAUCCGCGGAUUCGCCCAUGCCAGUUUCCAGAUGGCCCUGCUCAAGGGUCUUCCUCUGUACAUGAGCACCAAGAACACCAUCCUGAAGAAGUACGAUGGUCGCUUCAAGGACAUCUUCCAGGAGAUCUACGAGUCUACCUACCAGAAGGACUUCGAGGCCAAGAAGAUCUGGUACGAGCACCGUCUCAUUGACGACAUGGUCGCCCAGAUGAUCAAGAGCGAGGGUGGCUUCGUCAUGGCUCUCAAGAACUACGACGGUGAUGUUCAGUCUGAUAUUGUCGCUCAGGGCUUCGGCUCCCUUGGUCUGAUGACCUCCACUCUGGCCACCCCUACCGGUGAGGCUUUCGAGUCUGAGGCUGCCCACGGUACCGUGACUCGUCACUACCGCGAGCACCAGAAGGGCCGUGAGACCUCCACCAACCCCAUUGCCUCUAUCUUCGCCUGGACCCGUGGUCUGAUCCAGCGUGGCAAGGUCGACGAGACCCCCGAGGUUGUGGCCUUCGCUGAGGAGCUCGAGAAGGCUUGCAUUGACGUUGUCAACGAGGAGGGUAUCAUGACCAAGGACUUGGCUCUGGCCUGUGGCCGCAAGGAGCGCGAGGCCUGGGUCACCACCCGCGAGUACAUGGCUGCCGUUGAGCGUCGCCUCAAGUCCAACCUUAAGGCUCGCCUGUAA